CCGUCUCCGUAUUGCCUUCGCCUAUGGGGACAGAGGGAGUAAAAAGAGUGAAUGCGCUGUAAUUCUGAUGUGUGUUCCACUGGUGCCAUUAGGCUAAUACCGCCCGCGAGCAUGGCUACCGCGUCGGAAAGUCAGCAGCAGCGGUAGAGACGCUUUCACCGCCGCCCCUACCGCGGCGCGGAUCCACUCUUUGCUUUCAAAUCUCACCAGCUAUGUUCAUUGUCUAUCUGCCUGCGCAGUGCAAUGGAUUUUUACCUAUCUAAUGUCAUAGAGCACAGCCUGCGGUGACUAGUCAGGCAGCAGUACGCGGCACACCAAGGGACUAAUAAAUAAGAUUGGACUAUAUAUAUUAAUUAUAUAGCUGGCGUUAGCUGCAACGAGGAAAAACAUCGCGGCAGGAACAAGGCUGGAAUUAUGAAGGUCUGCCACAAUGUCUAAGGCCACAGUGAACAAGCUGCACUGGCGUUCCAAGGUGCAGGAGAGUUUUGUUCCCCUGGGGGGUGGGUCUGGGGAGCUAGGUGUGGCCAUCGGGGGCGGGGCUGACUACGGAGAGUUCCCAUUCGUCACAGCAGCACCGGGAGGCGGGGCCACAGUGGGUGACGUCAUACUGGAGAUCGGGGGUACGCCCGUCCUGGGCAUGACACUAGGAGACGUGAGAGGGGUCCUCAACUCAUGCCCCCAUCCCAUACGCAUUAAAACUGUCUCGCCAGGCUCUACUCUCUGUAAGGACCUGAGGCUGUACCUGAGCAAGUGUUUCACUCCAGGAUCCAUGGACAGCCAACUCCAGCAGGUGAUCAGGGAGAACCUGUACCUCAGAGCCGUCCCCUGUACAACCAGACAGCCUCGCGACGGGGAGAUAUCAGGGGUGGAUUACAACUUCGUCUCCAUAGAAGAGUUCUUUUCCCUGGAAGAGUCUGGAGCCCUGCUGGAGAGUGGCAAGUUCAAGGGAAACUACUACGGGACGCCCCGCCCAGUCCACAUCGGCCCAGAGAGCCCACCAAUCACGUACCAGGAACAUCGGAACCUGCUCCGGAACUUCAGGACACGCAGCAAGUCGCUAAGCAACCUAGAGAAGGCUGUAGAGGAGGGGGAGAACAGUGAGGAAGAUUCUGGACUGUCAGGAGGUUCAGUAGGCAUCAGCAGUGCCCCGCCCACAGCGCUAGCUCUCAGCCAAUCCUGGGACUCAAGGGACGGCGUGGGAGAAGAGAAUGGAGGGAUUAGCAUCGCCACACGAGGUGGAGGGGCACUGCCCGAGAAUUGGGAGCUGGCAUUCAGCGACUCAGGAGAGCCUUAUUACAUAGAUCACAUCUCUAAGACCACCAGCUGGCUGGACCCCAGAGCUCAGAGCAGGGAGAUCCUCAGCAAAACAGAGUUGCCUGCGUUCACGGACCAGCCGGCAGAGCUGAAGGGCUAUUCCAUCCACACCCGUCUGUCUAAAGGGCCGCGAGGGUUCGGCUUCAACAUAGUGGGAGGAAGCAAACAGAGAGAGUUUCUCCAGGUCUACAGCGUUACACCCGGAGGACCACCCGCCCUCAGCACAGCUGAUAUCCUGGUCUACAUCAAUGACAGCUGUGUCCUGGGUCUGUCUCAUAAAGAGGUGGUAGAGAUGUUGAAGUCUGUCCCCAUGGGUCACAGUGUGGACGUUGUGUUACGGAGAGGCUAUCCCAUGCUCUACAACCCAGACGGCUGUCCCAAACAACCCCUGACUCCCUCCGCCUCCUCCUCUCCUCUGGAACCUCUCAGCGCUGCAGCCACCCCUCCCUCCACAGCCACCGCUCAGCCCCUCUCCACCCCCGGUCCUGGCCCUCCCGAGCCACCCCAACCUCCCGGCCUGGCUAACCUGAACCGUACCCUGUCUCAUCACAACGGAAACUAUCUCAGAGUGGCGGGAAACUCAGGGUCGGGGCUGGACGCUAACGGGAAUGCGGCAGACCUGUUGUCGGCUCCCCCCUCCUACCCGCUGUCUAAUGGAAUCCUUAGCUCUUCCGCCAGCUCAGCCUGUGCCCCCUCCUCCUCUCACAGUAGGGGCAUCCCCCCUCCUCCCCCGCCCGAACGAACCUCCGCCUCCGCCAGCCAGAGUGACUCAGAGGAAGGAGCCUCGGGUGGAGCGACACAGAGAUGGUCUCUGAUGCGCUACAACGCGAACUCCCUCCCCACCCCCUCCUCCAUACUCCACCACCAGAGUGACUUCACCACCUCCACCCUGCCCAUCUCCGUCUCCAAUCUGCCCCUGUCCCAGCCGGACGUGUGCACCGCCACCACCCCUGGAGCCCCCUGCCAACGGCCCCCCAUGCCCCAGACCUCCCUCAUGCUCCCCUCGCCCACGGAGGUCCCCCCUUGCGGCUUCAACGGCUGCCCAGCCAACGCCCAACCCCAUGGGGGCCACAGCGCGCCCAGUGAGGGAGUACCUGGUGGGGCUGGAGGAGGGGAGCUGGUCCCUGUGCCCCUGGGGAGGAGUGAGGGGGGUGGGAUGGGGUUCAGUGUGACGGCGGGGGGGCAGGGGGGGCAGCUGGCCCUGGUGAAGAGGGUCUGGGACAGAAGGCAGUGCUCCUCCCUGCAGCCAGGGGAUGCUAUAGUCAAGAUCAACGGCGCUGACGUGCAGAGUCUCAGCUUCGCUCAGGUCCAGAGGGUUCUACAAAAACACACCAGGCAGGGAGAAGUAGUGCUGCUGGUUUACAGAGGAGAUGCCUUGGUGCCCCUGCACCUCCCUCACAUCCCCCAUCUCCCCCCCAGCCACAGUGACCUCUCCCCAGCCUCGCCCUCCACAGAUCUCCCCUCCCUGGUCCAGAGCACAAGCUUUCUGGACUCAGUCCCUGUAACUCUCACCCUGGAACCCAGAGACUGGGUUGGGCUGGAGAACGGUGUUGGGGCCCCGGGUGUGUUGAGGCCCCCUGGAGGUUGGGGAGGAGCAGGACUGGGGGCUGUGGCCAAGGGCCAGGUGGACAGACGAGGGGGAGGGGUCAGGGGACAGGAGGUGGAGCUACGGAGACGGCCGGGGGAGGGGUUCGGCUUCAUCAUCGCCUCAAAGGACCUGGCCAAUGGGGCGUCAAGUCAUGCCAGGGUCACACCAGGUUCACGCCAGGGUCACGCCAGGGUCACGCCAGGUUCACGCCAGGGUCACGCCAGGGUCACGCCAGGUUCACGCCAGGGUCACGCCAGGGUCACGCCAGGUUCACGCCAGGUUCACGCCAGGGUCACGCCAGGUUCACGCCAGGUUCACGCCAGGUUCACGCCAGGUCACGCCAGGUUCACGCCAGGGUCACGCCAGGUUCACGCCAGGUUCACGCCAGGGUUACGCCAGGUUCACGCCAGGUUCACGCCAGGUUCACGCUGA
This is a messenger RNA of Oncorhynchus keta (chum salmon), 3334 nucleotides long. Its product is annotated as membrane-associated guanylate kinase, WW and PDZ domain-containing protein 1-like. Gene Ontology annotation, cellular component: cytoplasm. Gene Ontology annotation, biological process: signal transduction. Bases 431 to 3334 code for a protein of 967 amino acids. The record is from RefSeq and is a predicted model, not a curated record. NCBI's taxonomy places the organism in Eukaryota, Metazoa, Chordata, Actinopteri, Salmoniformes, Salmonidae. The transcript has 13 exons. Gene Ontology annotation, molecular function: protein binding.